CAUUCAUUUCGGCGAAUCUGAGCUUAUUAGUAUGAGCAGAUUUUAGACCUCUGGAAACGAGGAUUAUUUUACACUUGUUCAGUUUACUAUGUAGAAUAUUGUUUGGCAUCAAACAAAAUUUAUUCAGUUCAACCAUGAAGAUUGCUAUGGGAUUGCAAAUUCUCCAAAUAAUUGUGAGUAUCUCUUUUUCAUUUGCAGCCAACUUUACGGAACCCAAUAAGACUUUGGAAACAACCGUAAGCACCUUAAAUCCUGAAGAAGUUGAAAAAUUUGGAAAACUUUCGGCAGAAUGGUGGAGUCCGUCUGGCCCGUUGAGAUCAUUGCAUGCGAUGAAUUCCAUACGAGUUCCGUAUAUCGCCAGCACAUUAAAUUGUUUGCGAGACGGAAGAAAAAGAAGAAUUCUGGAUAUUGGCAGUGGGGGUGGCUUUCUUUCGGAGGGGUUGGCCGAGCAUUUUCAAAAUUUAGGAUGGAGCGAUACCGAAAUAGAAAUCGUUGGACUGGAGCCCAACUCAGAAUUGGUUAACAUUGCGAGAUCCCAUCUUCCCGAAAAUCUUAAGGGGAAAGUCAAUUAUUUUGUUGAUACUGUUGAAAAUUACGUGGUGCGCAAUCCCAACCAAAAUUUUGAUACUGUCGUCAUGUCCGAAGUAAUCGAGCAUGUGGAUAAUCCAGCAGAAUUUUUAAAAUAUGCGGUCAGAGCGGCAAAGCCAGGUGGAUCGAUAUAUUUGUCUACUCCGGGAAAAUCCGUAUUUUCUUGGAUGACUUUGAUUCUUUUGAUGGAGCACGUGCUUCGAAUCUUUCCAGUGGGAACGCAUAACUACGAUAAAUUAAUAGAUUUGAAUGAUACCCUAGCAAUGCUCAGAGAAAACAAGUGUGAGAUAAGGGAGGUUCGAGGCAGCCUGUAUAACCCUCUCCUUAACGUGUGGCACUGGAACGAUUUAUUUAUCCCUGUGGCGUAUGCGGUGCAUGCUGUAAAAUCCAAUUAGCGCUUUUUUAUUAUGACACAGAAGAAAUGUACAAUUUAUAACUUGUGAAAUGCAAUCAGUCAGCAUGGAAAAUGUCGAAACUUCGAGUAAAUGUGGAUGGAACAAUUAAUAGGGGUGAAGAAAUGUCAUGUAACAUAUCUCCAAAAUAUAAAACUGGUAACGUUACUAUCUA
Molecule: messenger RNA, 1155 nt
Organism: Folsomia candida
Lineage: Eukaryota; Metazoa; Arthropoda; Collembola; Entomobryomorpha; Isotomidae
Product: ubiquinone biosynthesis O-methyltransferase, mitochondrial
Exons: 5
Coding region: 135-983 (282 amino acids)
Biological process (GO): ubiquinone biosynthetic process
Molecular function (GO): 2-methoxy-6-polyprenyl-1,4-benzoquinol methyltransferase activity
Source: RefSeq, a predicted model, not a curated record